CUACUGGUCCAUACUGGGCUCCUCCCCAGUGCCGUUACCCAGGAAGGAAGCGGGGGAGGGGCGCUGGGCAAGAUGGCGGCCGGCGUCCUCGUCACCGCCGCCUUAAUGAGCGCGCUGCCCCACGGCGCGGCCUUCUCGCUCGUCUCUGCCCCACAUCGCGUUCUGACCCACAGCAGUUACAGCUUCGGGUACCGCCUCCUCCAGCUCGACCGCGGCCGCCCCCUAAGUGCCCUCAGGCUGUUGGUUGGGGCCCCGUUGGGCGCUGUGGGGCAGCGACUGCUCCUGUGCCGAGUGGAGAGCGGAGAGUGCGGAGCACUCACACUCAGAGGGAAUGACUCCCAUUUGGGAAUGGCCUUCGCGCGACACCGCGACGGCGCCAUCGUGUGCGGCCCAGGGCUCACCCGGCACUGCGACCGCAACGCCCACAGCAGCGGCGUCUGCGUCGUCCUCGACGGCGAACUGCGACCCCUGGAGACGCGAGCGCCCGGAUACCAAGGUUGCCUUCAGGGUAUGGUGGAUUUGGUCUUCCUCUUCGAUGGUUCCAACAGUAUGAACGACGCCCAAUUCGGGGCCAUUUGGGCCUUCAUGGUGGACGUCAUGGAGAAGUUGGCCAACACCUCCAUCCACUUCGCGGCGGUGCAGUUCUCCACGGGGGUUCUGCCCCACUUCUCUCUCGGGGACUUUGCGGCGCGGCCGCAGCCUCGGCAGCUCCUGGGGGCCCCGCGGCAGCUCCGCGGCCUCACCGACACCUUCGCCGCCAUCGCCUACGUCACGGACAACAUCUUCCGGGUGGACCGUGGGGCUCGUCCGGGCGCGCGGAAGGUCCUCAUCCUCAUCACCGACGGCGACGCCACCGACAGCGACGGCGACAGCGUCCGACGGGCCGAGGAGCUUGGAAUCACCCGCUACGUCAUCGGGGUGGGCAACAACUUCAACAGCCCCGACACGCGCCUCUACCUGAGCCAAUUCGCCUCCAGCCCCAACUCGGAGUUCGUGAAGGUCUUGGAGAGCUUCGAGAAACUCCAGAACCUUUUCCAUGAGCUUCAGGCGAAGAUCUACGCCAUCGAAGGCACCAGCGAUUCCAACCGCUUCCACCUGGAGCUCUGCUCCAGCGGGAUGAGCGUCGGAGUGGUCCACGACCAUUGGAUCACCGGAGCGGUGGGCGCUGAUAACUGGGCCGGAGGGUUGGUGGAGCUCCUGGUGGACAAUGAGACCUUCGUGGCCAAUCCGGCGUUGGAGGAGAACAUCACCGAUGCGUAUCUGGGUUACUCGCUGGUGGCUCUCCACCCUCCGCAGAGGACGGUGGUGGCCGCGGGCGCUCCGCGUCACCUCCACGUGGGCGCCGUUGUCCUCUUCGAGCUCCACCGUCCCACCGGAAAAUGGCGGCAUCUCCAGAGCCUCCACGGCCACCAGGUGGGGUCCUACUUUGGGGCCUCUCUGUGCGCGUUGGAGGAGGAGAAGGAGGAGAUGGUGGCGCUUCUGGUGGGGGUUCCUCAGCACUACGAUGGGAGGAGAGGAGGACGCGUCCUCCUCCAUCGGUGGGAGAAGGACUCCCUGGUGGUAUCUCAGGAGCUUUGGGGCGCUCCGGGUCAGCCCUUGGGUCAAUUUGGGGCCUCGGUGGCGACGUUGGGGGACAUCGAUGGAGACGAUCGUCGCGACGUGGCCGUAGGAGCUCCUCUGGAGGACAACGGGAGCGGAGCCGUCUACAUCUUCUCAGGGACCACUGGAGGGGUGGAGGACAUCUACAGUCAGCGUUUGGCCGGAAGGGACAUCGCUGUGGGUCUGAAGUACUUUGGACAAUCGGUGGAUGGAGAGAAGGACCUCACGGGGGACGGAAUGGUGGAUGUGACAGUGGGGACGUGGGGGAACGUCAUUGUCCUCAGGUCCCGCCCCGUUCUCCGCCCCUCCCCCUCCCUCUCGGCGUUUCCGGCGGCCGUUCCAUCACGUGACGUGGACUGCGGGGGAGGGGCGGGGGCGCUCCUCUCGCUCCGCCUCUGCCCUCGGCCCCGCCCCCCGCCGGGUGUGGCCCCUCCCCCCCUGCGGUUCCGGGUGGUUUUGGAGCCGCAGCGGCUGAGGGGGAGGGGCGGUCUGGGGGCGGAGCUGAGGAGGGAGUGGGCGGGGCUGACGCAGGGGGCGGGGACCGAGUGCCUGGAGGAGGAGCUGCGGCUGCCGCCGUGCCUGGAGGACACCAUCAGCCCCAUCCGUUUGGAGGCUUCGCUGUCGCUGCCCCACAGCGCCGACGCCGUCCUCAGACCCACGAGGCCACGAGUGACCCUCGAGAUCCCGUUCGAGCGCCGCUGUGGGGCGGGCGGCGCGUGCCGGGCCGAUGUGGGGCUGGAGGCGGUGGCCGUGGGGCGCGGGAUACUUGUGGGGCGCCCCACGGCCACUUAUGGGGCGCGACUGCUGCUGAGGAACGGCGGCCACGACGCCUAUGGGGCUGCCCUACAAGUGUGGGGCGCAGAGGGGCUGGCGCUGCGCGGGGCCAAGGCCCACACGGGGGCGGCGGUGGUGCCGAUGGCGUGUGGGGCAGCGGCCGCUGUGGGGCAGAUGUGGGGCAGAGUCUGCGGCCUCGGGAGCCCCAUCCUGCGCUCCGGGGCACAGGUGAUGGUGGAACUGACAUUUGACAUUCUGGACAACGCGACGUGGGGCGAAUCUGUGGGGCUGAGAGCGGCCGUCACCUGUGAUAACGAAGCCGUUGGGGCUGAGGGCGAUAACGCCGUUUCCUGGGAGGAACCGCUCAGGGUUCAUCUGCGCCUCUUCACCGCCCGAGCCGCUGUGGUUCCCCCAAACCUCAACUUCAGCUCUCGGAACCCCCAAAGUAAAACCCUUCAGCACCGCUAUAGGGUGCAGUGUGGGGCUCUGCCCCACGGCGUCCGCCCCCCAUUGCUGCGGGCGGCGGUGCUGCUGCCCCACACUCUGCCCCACAGCGUCCACAGCGUCGACCCCCAAGUGCGAAUGGAGCCCGGCGGGGUCUGCGACGCCGUGGGGCACAGCGGCCUCCGGGCCGCUAUGGGGCAGGAGCUCAACUGGAGCCUUCCUGAGGGCUGCCCCUCCCCCCUCCAUUUCCGCCUCUUCCGGUGCGGCCCUUCGCCCCUCCCCCCCCCGGAAGUGACGACCUUCGUCGUGGUGGAAACGGCGCUGCGCCCCUCCCCCACCCCGCAGGGCUCCGCCCACUUCCGGUUCUGCUCCGCCCUCCGCCUCUUUCUGGAUCCGCCCAACUUCCUCGCCGACCCGGAAGCGCUGGAAGCGCAGGCGCAGACGGAAGUGGAGCUGCUGUGGAGCCCCUCCCCCAUCGCCGUCUACGUGGGGGGAGGGGCGGGAGGGCUCCUCCUCCUCUUCCUCCUCUCCUUCGGCCUCAGAAAGUGCGGUUUCUUCCGUCGCGAUUAUCGUCGGCGCCUCCGGGGGGGGGAGGGGCGCGAGGGGGACCCCCAAAGUGACCCCCUGAGGGGGACCCCCCCCCACAGCCCCUCCCCCACAGCCCCCCAGUAAGCGGGGGAUAUGCUA
This is a messenger RNA of Cuculus canorus (common cuckoo), 3504 nucleotides long. RefSeq names its product integrin subunit alpha L (gene ITGAL). The record is from RefSeq and is a predicted model, not a curated record. Bases 73 to 3489 code for a protein of 1138 amino acids. The transcript has 29 exons. Gene Ontology annotation, biological process: cell adhesion mediated by integrin; integrin-mediated signaling pathway; cell-cell adhesion. Gene Ontology annotation, molecular function: integrin binding. Gene Ontology annotation, cellular component: integrin complex; external side of plasma membrane. Lineage: Eukaryota; Metazoa; Chordata; Aves; Cuculiformes; Cuculidae.